GUAUUUCGUCUAGGAAAAUUACUGGGAGGCAAGGUUUAAUUUCUGUUAUAAACAAAUGCUAUUCAAUGGUUCGAUUGUACUGUUGGGUAUAUAAAUUACAGGUUCUAGAUAUCUGACCAUCAGUUUGAGCCCUAAAUUCAACCAGUAACACACUAAGUAUCGAAUACUUAUUAAGAUGAAAUCAUAUUUUAUUCUUGGAGCUAGUUUAUGUAUCCUUGCGGUAGCAUGUGCUACGCCUGACGACGCAUUAGGAACAAUUCUGAAUUCAGUAACUUAUAAUGCGGGAAAUGUAUUGAAUAUUCUGACUUUACAAAUAGCUGCCCUCAACGCGCAAGUUAAUGGAUUAAUUGCUCAGAUCUCUACCUAUUUAACUAACUUAACUAGCACUGAUGGAGGAACUAUAAACUCCUUGCUAGUUCCAGUUUUGUCUAAUGCUCAAGGAGCCCUCCAGAAUGCACAAACAGUUCUAAACAAAGUAGCCAGCAGUGGAUUGAACACCGCUUCUUCGGUCGUUACCAGCUCGUUGAGCUCCGGUACCUCACAGCUGUUGGGCGCCUUAUCGAGCCUGAGCAACGUCACCAGCCAAGUUUUGGCGGCCGGAACUGAUGCUCCACAGGACUUACUGAACCAGCUUAGCAGUGCUACCAAUCUCGUGAACAAUCUUGCUUCGUCGACAACCGGUUUACUUGGUUCCCUAUUGAAUUCGGUUGGCGGUCUGCUUGGUGGUCUACUUGGUGGUUUACUGGGAUAAGUCGAUUGAUUUAUAGUUUCUGUUAAUA
Molecule: messenger RNA, 779 nt
Organism: Sabethes cyaneus
Lineage: Eukaryota; Metazoa; Arthropoda; Insecta; Diptera; Culicidae
Exons: 2
Coding region: 176-751 (191 amino acids)
Source: RefSeq, a predicted model, not a curated record